AUGGCCCGCAAUUCGGAGAAGGCGCAAUCGAUGCUGUUCCGCUUCCGGGCGGCGCAGGCGGCGGACCUGGGCAUCCUGGACAUCUCGCGCACGCGGCGGCCCAAGCUGAUCACGUCCAUCGACUCGAUCCCGACGUGCGAGAAGUGGCGCGGCCAGGUGCUCAAGGAGAUUUCGCGCAAGGUGUCGCGCAUCCAGGACGAGAGCUUGUCCGACUACCAGAUCCGCGACCUCAACGAUGAAAUCAACAAGCUCAUGCGCGAGAAGCACAUGUGGGAGGUGCAGAUCAGGAAUUUAGGCGGGCCGAAUUACAUGAGAGGGGGGAGGAUGGUAGAUGAGGACGGGAAGGAAAUACCAGGCGGUGGGAAGGGUUAUAGGUACUUCGGACGAGCACGUGAACUGCCGGGUGUCAAGGAGCUCUUCGAGGCAGCCAAGGUGCCACCGCAGUCGCAGUCGGUACACGAUGGCCCAACACGCGCGGAGUUACGCCGCAACGUUGACGCGUCAUACUACGGCUACAACCUGGACGAGGAAGACGGCUCGCUGCUGGCUUACGAAAGGCAGAAGGAGGAAGAGGCGUUCGGAAACCUCAUGCAGCAGCCCGACGAUCUGGACGUGGACGCGCCGUCAAAGAAGGGCAGGAAGGGUCGUCGUGACGAAGACGAGUGGGUGGAAUUACCCGGAGAUGCGGGAGAUGGCGUAGGCUGGGUACUGCCAUCGUUGGAUGAGGUGCAGGAAGAGCUGGUCGAGAGGAGGCGCCGCAAGCUGCUGGACAAGCUCGGUGGUUAA
Lasiodiplodia theobromae is the source of this 786-nucleotide messenger RNA. Its product is annotated as Isy1-like splicing. Gene Ontology annotation, biological process: mRNA 3'-splice site recognition; generation of catalytic spliceosome for second transesterification step. The record is from RefSeq and is a predicted model, not a curated record. Gene Ontology annotation, cellular component: catalytic step 2 spliceosome; Prp19 complex; post-mRNA release spliceosomal complex. NCBI's taxonomy places the organism in Eukaryota, Fungi, Ascomycota, Dothideomycetes, Botryosphaeriales, Botryosphaeriaceae. Bases 1 to 786 code for a protein of 261 amino acids. The transcript has 3 exons.